Molecule: messenger RNA, 1852 nt
Organism: Arachis duranensis
Lineage: Eukaryota; Viridiplantae; Streptophyta; Magnoliopsida; Fabales; Fabaceae
Product: FBD-associated F-box protein At5g56380
Exons: 4
Coding region: 138-1325 (395 amino acids)
Source: RefSeq, a predicted model, not a curated record
GGAUAGGAUCAGUUACUUACCGGACACUAUCCUUUGCAACAUUCUCUCAUACCUCCCAACAAAACAAGCUGUAUCCACCAGCAUCCUCUGUCGCAGGUGGCGCCAUGUUUGGAAGGAUCUCCAAGACCUUGACAUAGAUGAUAGACCCUUUUGGUCCUCUGGGGAAGCCAGCUUUUUUUUUUGUCAAUGCUAUUCUAGGUCAGCGCAAUGCAGAUUCGUACCCCAUCGAAAAGUUCCGCCUCACUUGCGAAAAAUUUGAAGAGGAUUCCAUCUCAACAUGGCUUAAUGCCGUCAUUGGCCCCUGUCUUCAGGAACUAUAUCUAAGCCUUAAAGUAAAUGUGAUGUUUGCAAUCAAGUUGCCUAAAGCGAUAUUCACUUGUACAUCACUUAAGUCCCUUGUUUUGAAAGGUGAUAUUUCAUUGUAUUAUGGUCCGGAGUUUCCAGAUGUAUAUCUGCCAUCCCUCAAGAACCUAGAGUUGAAUAUUGCCCGUGUGGACAACAAGUUUUUAUCUGGCUGUCCUGUUCUUGAAAAUCUUAAGCUCAUUCUACAGGACAUGACCCCAAAAGGUUUUGUUUAUAUACCUACAAUUCAGAUGCCCCAGACAUUGAAGAGUUUAACCUUUGAAGAUUACUCUAUCGUGUGUGAUGAGAUUAACCAUCGUGUGAUAGACACACCAUCUCUUGAAUACCUCCAUGUGAAAAUAGUGACGCCGGUGUUUUCUGAGCUACAGAUUUCGGUUAGCCAUUUUCCCAACAUGGUGGAGGCACAUGUUGAUAUUCGUGAAGAACACAAACUUGUUGAACAUGUCUGUUGGGUGCCCAUGCUUCUCCAGGCACUUCGUGAAACAAAGUUGUUGGCAUUGAAACCUUACACAACACGGUUAUCUUCUACACAGUGCUUAUUUAGUGCUCCAGCUUUCAAGUUUCCAGAAUUUCACCGUUUGCUCAAUCUAGAGCUUGAUAUUCCAUUUUUCAACACAAACUUCCUGCUAAACUUCCUUCACAGCUGUCAUGUACUUGAAGCUCUCGAAAUUCGUAUUUGUGAGGAAGUCUAUGUCCACACCAUGGACUAUAAUGGACCAACACCACCAACCAUGGUUCCCAGUUGUGUGACAUCACAUCUCAAGAGUUUUGAGUUUAGAGAAUAUCAAAGCGCUGCAGAUGAAUAUGAAUUUAUUGCAUAUCUUUUACAAGGAGGACUUGUUUUGAAGACAGUGACAAUUCAUCUUAAAUCUGGUUUCGACCGAGAGACAAAGUACAAUAUUUUCAAGGAUUUAUCUGCUAUACCAAGGGGUUCUAGAAUAUGUCAGCUAAAUUUUCAUUGAUCAAAAUGCCAUUUAACAUGGUGGCGCUGCCUCUGGAAGGAACUCCCGGUCUUGGACUUUGACAAUGAUAAGCAUGGAGGGGAUCAUCGCUCUCCUGCUUUCGUCGAUGCUGUUCUAGCUCAACGCACUGCUCUCCACAUCCAGAAGUUCUGCCUCACCUAAGGAUAAAGAAUUUUAUAUUACAAUUGACUAGGCUUUUGUUACCUUUGUAAUGGAGAUAUUUCUGAUAUGAUUUGAGGGCCAUUUUAAAAUUUUAAUUGCCUGGGUAGCAGCCCUUUUGCUUUAGUGGAAAUGUUCGAAGACUCUAGUCUUGAGUGAUUGCUUUGCAACGUCAUCAUGUUUUUGAGGCUAGAAGAAUGUUGUCUGCAUAUAUGCUUUAAUUUCACUGCGGAGAUGUUAUUUGCCACCCCAUGUCUACUGCUGAGCAAUAUCAGCUAGGUACGUUCAUAUAUAUAUACUACUAAUAAUUGUACAAAGCUCUAAGCUGGUUGCUAUAUACAAAGUGAUUAACGAUGUUACAAGGAUAA